Molecule: messenger RNA, 1446 nt
Organism: Ectocarpus sp. CCAP 1310/34
Lineage: Eukaryota; Phaeophyceae; Ectocarpales; Ectocarpaceae
Source: the annotation of a GenBank genome assembly
UUGGCGCUCGCUGUCCAGUCUGAGACUUAGCAGACCUUGCCUUGUUGUUCUCUACGGCGACAAUCCUUGUUGUAACAAACCUAUUCUGUGGAGCGCGCUCUCCAGCUUGAACCAUGGGGCGCUACACGACGGUCCAAGCAUACAGCGACAACAACCCGAAGCUCGUGCACGUGAGCUAUGACCAAGCCAAGGGCAAAGACAAUGACGAGGGAAAGGCGGGCGGCAAGCUUGUCGUCGAGAAGACGGACCAGGUCAUGGGCAGCUGCGCCGGCGCAGGGUCCGGCGAAUUCCACACAUACCGCGCCCACCGGCGGAGGGAAAUGCAUCGAGUGGCAGCGAUGGACGAAGAGGCCCACAUCACUGAAGCAACAGCAAAGCUGCACGAAGCGAUAGAAAAGGGCAAGAACGAAUGCGAGGAGCGGACACGCAAGAAAGCGGAGAAGCGGAAGCGGAAGAAGCAGGCCGCCAAAGCUGGCAACAGCAACGGCGCCAAGCAAGCGAAAACCGGUGCCGGCAAGGGUAAGGGCCCUUCGUCUUCUUCCACCAGCAGCAGUGGCGGCGGCAGCAGCAGCGACGGUGUCACCGCGGAAGAAGACGAGUUUGUGUACAUUCCGGAGGCCGAACUCGCAGCGGCCGGAGGGGACGGUGGGAGCGGGUUCAAGAACGAUGGCAGCUUCUUGGAGAUGAUGAAGAAGGAGCUCGAGAAAAGCGAAUCCAGUGGCAAGCCAUCCGCUUCUGCCGCUGGCACUGGCAAGGCAAUCGUUGCUAAGUGAAACAACCUAUAGAAGGGUGCGCGUUGUGGCAAGCUUUAUGCACCGAUACAUGAGUGUCCCGUGUGUUUGGGUCCUCGCUGUAGUCGUAGUAGGCCUGCUAUUACGGCGAUAGCUUGUUGCCUGUAGCGGGCACAUGUUGGUGUCAUGUUUUGGUGGACGUGUGGCCACACGAACUGGACGUGCCCCUGAAACCGCGCCGCGUCGUGCUCCCGCCGAUAACUUUGAAGAGAUUUGGGGAGGUUAGCGAUGCCGGCAGCAUAGCUUGUGCCGUUGGAACUGGCGGUCGGGUCCAUCGCAUUGGUGCGUUGUACAUGCCUUGGUCUACUUGGCUCUCUACACCUUGUAAGUAGUAUACUUCAUAAUCUAAUUUCGUAGAUAAUCCAACAAGGAGGCUAGACCACUUAGUCGUACGCUGGCGAACGGGUAGGGUCUUCUUUUUACAACUUCCGCAUUACAGCUUAGCGUUGACUGUCACGACCCUUGUCGGUGUCGUCUACUUAUGGCAAAUGAGGCCUGCGCGCCCUGAUGAGUAGUAAAGAAGAACGGCAACAUCACUGGUGUGGUCGGUCGCUUACCGUGCGCGGUCGGGGUAAACGCCUCCCUUCGCCACCUCGAACGUGUUCUUCGGCGGUGCAUAUAUAAGAGGUUUUGGCGUUAACUCAUGAAAUCGGAC